This is a messenger RNA of Triticum dicoccoides, 1733 nucleotides long. RefSeq lists its product as uncharacterized. The record is from RefSeq and is a predicted model, not a curated record. Lineage: Eukaryota; Viridiplantae; Streptophyta; Magnoliopsida; Poales; Poaceae. The transcript is spliced from 5 exons. The coding region runs from base 860 to 1567 and encodes 235 amino acids.
UUUUUCCACCAGUUCUUGUUCUUUGGAAUUACUGAUCAACUGCUUAAGGAGGAGCUGAAGAAGAGCCUGGAAUUACCUCUCUCUCGAGGGGGGAAAUGGGAGGCUUCUUCUCUGCUCAGAGAAAGGGAAGAAAGUCUGCCCUGGUCGGGGCGCCGUUGGAGCUGGUCGGAGCGGACGACACGGAGUGCGUUAACUCUGCCGUGCCUUCUUCUUCCCAGUUCUUGCCCAGGAGCUCUUCAGUUGUUCAUAUACUCUGGUUUGUUCAUACAUAUCCAUUGACCUUCUAUUUAUUUAUUUAUUUAUUUAUUUGAAUUUUAUGUAGUUUCAAUUGUUCGUUCGCAUUGAUGGGCAACUUAUAUCCGUUCAAGUAACUCGUGAAUCUACCGUAGAAUCGGCCAUAUAUUCAGCAUUCUCGCAAGGCAACUAUACUCGUUAAACAAAGAAGAUUGCUCUUGGAAGAAUCACUUGAAGGUGUUGUCCCUGGUUCUACAAUUACAACAUUCCCUGUGAUUCAUGGUGGUGGCCCCGGAAAGCCCUAUCUUCAACAGGACUAUAUGUCCUUUUUGUACCGGAUGAAUGAACUACCGUCCAAAAAUAAAUGGCUCGGGACAAAGGGAUUAACAUCUGUGUUAAGUAAGCUGGGGACACAGACAUUUUAAAAACUGUUUGAAAUGAUAUCCUUGUAUCACACGGGGAACAAGUGUUUUGCUGGUAAAUUUGAUUGCAACAAUAUCAUAUAAGUACCAUCGACAGAUACUUACAUGAUUGAUCCCUAUGUGCAUGCGCUUGAUGUGGAUUUCACCCCUAGUGGAUAUAAGGAGGACAUUAAAGCUUUGGGUAAAGUACUUGAAAGGUGUGCAUGAUGAAACUGGAUUCUUCACAAGCAAAGAUAGCUUAUGUUGCCCAUUUGCUGAAAACUAUGAGGGAAAUGCCAUCGGGUGCUGAGUCAUCUCAAACAUUCAAGGCGUUCAUCAGAAAUCACCCUUGCAUGAUGUCAUCCGCCAGUCCACAAGGACUUAUAUCGGAAGUGCAUAGAUACAUCAAGUUUCAGUAUGAUGAUUCAAUGGAACCUGUUCUACAAUCUCCGUAUACCUGGGGUUGGAUCGCUGAAUGUGAUCGUGACUUCAAUCCGGUAUACCUCUAUAAGUGGCGAUUACGGCUGCUGAGGGGGACCGGAUAUUAUGAGAAUGAAUGGUCAUGGUUUACUUUUUGUCGGAAUUUCCUUUCACAUCCUAAUCAAAAUCUGGCCAUACAAAAUGCAGAUAUUGCCAUAUGGUGGUACUUUGAUGAGCAUUUAGCAGACUUCUUGUGCCGCCUUUCCUGCACACAUGAGUUUAAAUUUAACAUUUUCGAUAAAGAUAGUUUUUGCACGCACCCUGCAAAGUGGGAAAGGUACCCGUGCAUAUUAUACUAUGAAUCAGUCCCAAACCUAGAGUAUUCUACAGAAGAGUCGGAAUACGAGGAAGAAAAGUCGGAGUAUGCUGAAGAAGUGCCAGAUCAUUCUGAAGAAAAGCCAUCACCCAGCGAGAUUGGGCGGCCUGGGAUUAGAAAACGCAUCUUCAUAUGAUGUUAGUAGAAAAGGAAGUAAGCAUAAUGAUGGUCGGUUAUUACUUGGUGGUUGGUCAUGCCGACUCAUCUAUGCUCGCCACCUGCUGCCAUCGAGCAGCUCAAACAUAUUUUCAUUUGUCUUGUGUUUGCCCUUGUGGACACAAUUAAUAUAACGAUUUAGCACA